CCUGAAACGCAAGAAUGCCACAUCUGUUCGACCAACGCCAGUUGAUCUAAACGCCAGUAGAUCUGGAACACCGGCUCCGUUACAUAUGUGUCUAUUUUAUUUUGGUCCCAAGGGAAAAGCAAUCUAACUUUUAUGAGAAGGAGGGGCAGUGAGGCAGACUUCUCCAGAUUAGGCAGCUUUGGGUGAGCAGAUACUUUCAACGUUUCAACCUUGUUUGUACUCAUCUUUGCUCUUUUCCUGUGUUUCUAGUUAGAGAUGCUGUAUUCCGUCUGUGAAGCUAGUUUAUCUAUGUAUGGAGAAAGCGUCCCGUUAUGAUCCAGCUGUGAUUAAUUACUUGUGUUUGUUUUUCCUUUGAUAUUAUUAGGAUAUUAUUAACUGUUUUGUCUUGUUCGUGAAUAUUGCUGGUGCUCUGUGAGUGUGCGAGGACCCCUCUCAAAUCCUGCCCGUCUGGUGCGCAAUAUCCUCGCUUCUUGUCUUGUUUUUCCACCAUCAUAGAGACUAGCCCUUUUCAUUUCCUUGGGAUGAAAUUCUCAUAUAGGUAGCGCUGUUGCAGCAACAAAUUUUCCUUUCAGAAUACGAGAAAGAAAACUUGGAGGCAGAGAAACAUGAUUGCAGCUGUUCUGCUGCUGUGUGCUGUCGGAGUGCUCUGCUCUGAUGAUGUAAAGACUCCAGUCUGUGUACCCAGUCAUGAGGCAGCAUGUUUGACACCAGCUGAUUAUCUGAAUCCAUCUGGUCCCAUCACCAAAGUGUUAGCAGUGGGUAUGAAACUCAUCAUCUCCCUGGAGGGCCUCUCUGGAUCUCUUGUCUGCCACUGGAUCAGAGGAGAAGACCGAGUAAUGACAGCCAGAAAUGGGAGUCAGUCCAUGGUCACAUCACAGCUUUCUGAGACAGAUUCAGGGGAGUACACUCUGACCUGUAAAGCCAACAAUGUCACCAUGUUCUCCACGACUGUGAUUCUUCAUGUAAUGAAACGUCCAACAAAACCACACCUGAUGCUCGAUGGUGUUGACGUGUCUGAUACUUCUCCCCUUUUUAAGUGCGUCUCUGAGGGUUUCCCCAAACCCACAAUCAAAUGGUCUGGUAACAAGGAUGGACAACAGAGUUUAAAGGGAAGCGACAGAAAGACAGAGCGCACAAUAUCAAGCACUGAAUAUUAUAAUAGAGGAAUGAUGUGCUGUGCAACCAAUGCUGAAGGACAAGAGUGCUCCCAACUGUAUGACUACGACUUACAGAGCAGUGUAAUGAACAAAGAUGAGGUUUCUACUGUCACCCUGAGCGAAGGUCAGUCUCUGCUGCUUCGCUGCAGAGUAAAGGGAUACAGUCUGAGAUCACCUGUGUGGGAGAAAGGAGGAAAACAGCUCAAUGCCAGGACACUGUCACGUAAACCAGAGAAGGAGGAGGAGAUGUGCAUUAAAAAUGACUCACAUUUCGGUGUUCAGAUGGCCUACCUGUCCAUCAGAUCAGUGAGAGAGGAGCACAGCGGCACAUACACCUGCACGAGUGCAAAUAAAAACUCAAAGUCUGUUCAUGUUCAUGUCUCAGAUGAAGGUUUCCUCUCUGCACAGCUGGAUGAGACCAAGAUCAUAUCAGCUCAGGAGGCAUCCAGCACCUGCUUGCAGGCCACUGUUUCCUACCAUCCUGUUCUCCAGUACUGUUCCUGGGAGACUCCUGACAAAAACAGGACUAAAUGUGUCAGGGAGACAUGGGUAACACAGCACAGGACUGUGAAGCUUUGUGAUCCACUCAUAUCAGGAGAUUAUAAGUUACACCUGGAGGCUGGAGGACAAAAGGAAACAAAGACCAUAUCAGUGUGUGUUGUAGAUGAACCAAAGUUCAACUUCUUGUUUAAUAAGGAUGAUGGUACCCUCAACCUUGAGACUGUCAGUCCUGUGCCAGCAAACUAUACCUGGAUGUUUCGCUCUGAGUCCAAUGACAGCUGCAGUGAAAGUGACUCAUCCUGGGAUGAGGUCCCAAAUGCAUUUCAAAUAGAUUCUGAUGUUUCCUGCAACAAGACGAUCAAGAGCUUAGUGAGCAAAGACGUGUUAAAAGGAGACCAAUUCAGGUUUUGUCUGACAAACUCAGUUGGCUCCUGGUGCAAAACCCAUUACAUGAUCAUCCCACCUACACCUCAGCCCUCUAUUGGUAAUCCACCUGAGGAGAACUCCUUCCUGCUGACAGUAUGUUUGGUUCUGGUUCUGCAAAACCCAUUACCCAGUAUUCUCUAAAGAUGGUGUACCUACUUAUAACAACAUGAUGGUGCUGAAAGUAGGCAGUUUGCUUCUGCUUCUGGCUUGGCUGUAGUCAAUAAAGAGCUCAUGUACCUCAUCAAAAAUAAAGUAUAUAUUUGGUCUUUU
Maylandia zebra (zebra mbuna) is the source of this 2354-nucleotide messenger RNA. RefSeq names its product receptor-type tyrosine-protein kinase FLT3. Lineage: Eukaryota; Metazoa; Chordata; Actinopteri; Cichliformes; Cichlidae. Gene Ontology annotation, cellular component: plasma membrane. The record is from RefSeq and is a predicted model, not a curated record. Gene Ontology annotation, biological process: homophilic cell-cell adhesion.